AUGUGGGGCACGAACGAAGUGCCGUUCGGCCGAUCUCGCGCCCCAUACAGCCGGGGCUGGCAGACGGAGAUUGGAGCGUGGGGCGGCAGCUAUAAGCCGCCUCAUGCCCAAUCGCGGGAGCCCACAAGUGGUGACUCGUCGCCUCUAUGCGGGGGAGUCCGAUCGGUGGCCCUAUACGGGGCAACGGUGUGGGCGGGCGACCUGGAGGCCACCCGUCGCGCCAAGUUAGUGGUGCGCCGCUUUAAGCGGAGGGUGGCAGCCAGAGUCGCUCGCCUUUACCGGACCGUCUCCCAUAGGGCGACGGUUCUUGCGGGGCUAGCCCCCAUUGCCCUCCUGGCGCCCGCGUACGCAGGCGCGUACGGGCGGGCGCGGAGAGCAAAGGAUCAGGGGGUCCGGCUGACCGUGGGAGCCAAGGAGAUCCUUGGGAGACAGGCUCGGCAAAUGGCGCUGCAAGCAUGGCAGCGCCAACUCUCCGAUCCGGAUGACACAUCGGGUCGGAGAGUAGCCGAGGCCAUCAACCCCUGUCUGGCGAAGUGGUUGGACAGGGGAUGGGGCGGAGUCACGUUUCGGAUGGGCCAGGUACUCACCGGACAUGGAUGUUUCGGUGAAUACCUGUGCAGGAUAGGACGCGAGCUCGGGCCACGCUGA
Ooceraea biroi (clonal raider ant) is the source of this 648-nucleotide messenger RNA. RefSeq lists its product as uncharacterized. NCBI's taxonomy places the organism in Eukaryota, Metazoa, Arthropoda, Insecta, Hymenoptera, Formicidae. The record is from RefSeq and is a predicted model, not a curated record.